AUGGUGUUAACGGACUUUUUCAACACUUUGUCGACUUUUGUAACUUUCAUCAUAUUAUCAUUAUUUAUACCAAUAAAUAGYCAGCGAUUGUCGUCAAACACAAGCAAUUCUUCGACGACUAAUGUAUUGGACUUUUCCCAGAGUUUGAUCGCAAACAUUCAGUCCAAUGGUUUGCGAGGAUAUGUAUUGUUUGUGGAGAACAACGGAUUUACUUCAAUUCGGGCCAAUAUUUUGGGAUCAAAUGACAAACAAUCAUUUGAUUGGAAAGUCUAUGGAAGCUCUGUUGGCAUGUCUGGCGAAACAGGCUGUCCAUCGACCAGUACAUCAUCCAUGAGCUUAGAUCUGACCACUCUGUUGGGUCCAUUAGAAAUUGGUCGCGAAAACAUAUUAUCGGCCAGAUUUCAAUCAAUUACCGGAGAUAACACUCUGAUUGGCAAAACACUAGUUUUGCGAAAUCUGAAAACCGGAUCAAUUUCUUGUGCUAUAAUACUGCCGUUUGGCUCUAAAAAGAUAUUUGAGGCCAAAUUUUAUUCACCAAUUGAAGGCUCAGUUUACUUAAUUCAAUGCAAUAAUAUAACGGGUCUUAUGUCGAGUCUAUCGUAUUCAACACAAGUAAAGAAAUCGUCUGCAAAUAAGUGGACACUAAUGGCUGGUCUCGACUCAGAUGCAACUGAUAAAGCAAAGACUGACCAUCGACUUAAUAAUUGCAACUCAUUUCUUGGCCGCCCUUUCUUUAAAGAUAUGUUAACUCCCGGAACAAUAAAUAUAGGAUCGGAUCCUUUUUCAAGUAAUGGCAAUACAUUUAAAAAUAUUGAGAGUUUAUUAUCAAUUGAUUUGGUUUCUGUCGUCUAUUUAAUUAUAUAUUCCGAUGAAAAUUCGGGUAAAAUAUUAAGUUGUGCUCCCAUUGAGAGAGUGCAUACCCGCACAGCUUCGGCUAAAUUUAAUUAUCCAAUGCUUAAGGGAUCGGUUGAGUUGAGUCAAGAAACACCUUUUGAUCCAACUAUUGUUGAAAUCAAUAUUGAACUCUUCAGAAACGCUUACAGCUAUGGAAUCGACGAAUUACCCAAAAUUGUCAGAAGCAAAGAACUGUCUAAUAAAGACUGUCCAAACAUUAAUAGUAUUAUCUUUAAUCCGCGUAAUAUCGAUCCCGACUCUGUUCCCACUGAAGGAUUAGGAACUACAGAUCAGUAUGCAGUCGGAGAUUUGAGCGGUAAAUACGGAAAUUUGGCCGACAAAACAACAGAAGUGGUGACGUUAACUGAUUUUAAUUUACCUCUCUUUGGUCGCGACUCUGUCAUCGGCAGAGCACUUGUUUUUUAUAGUCCCGAAGGAACCACAAUUGGCUGUUCCAACAUUGAGAUCAAUGGUGUCAAUAUGACGACAGCAUUUGCCACAUUUGAUCACCCAAUUCAGGGACAGUUCAUAUUUAGACAGCCAUCGGAUAAUUGUAGUGCUGAUACGUAUGUCUACAUUGAAAUUUCCAAACCGGGUGACGACAAUGCCACCAAAACGUCUAACCAUCCCUGGAAGCUACAUAUUAAUCAAAUUAGUCCAGGUAAUAUGAAUUGGAGUACAUCUGAGUGUAGAACUAGCGGUGAUAUCUUCAAUCCAUAUAAUGUAUCAGCAAAUUGUGUCUAUGAAAGGGAUUGUACUCAAACCACUCCAUACCGGUGCCAAUUGGGUGACAUGUCGUCAAAAUUGGGUUUUAUAGACAUUCCUCCUUAUAAAGUAACCGAAGAAGGAGAGCUCGAUAUCGGGAAAUAUUUUUUUACUGAUAUGUUUUUACCACUUUGUGGACCCAAUAAUAUAAUCAGUAGAUCUGUUAUUGUCUACAAACAAGACUACUCAUCCAAUCAGCUCAGUUGUGCCAAUAUUAUUGAAUAUAAACCCAAACUAAGAUCCAGACAAUAA
Messenger RNA from Oppia nitens, 1911 nucleotides. RefSeq lists its product as uncharacterized. The transcript is spliced from 4 exons. Gene Ontology annotation, molecular function: metal ion binding. Lineage: Eukaryota; Metazoa; Arthropoda; Arachnida; Sarcoptiformes; Oppiidae. Gene Ontology annotation, biological process: superoxide metabolic process. The record is from RefSeq and is a predicted model, not a curated record. Bases 1 to 1911 code for a protein of 636 amino acids.